AAUUAAUAUGAAUCAUUUACCAGAUACUGCCGCUGUAAUCAAUGCAGCUAGUAAUUAUACUCCAUUGCUAGCUGGUAUUGAUUCAACAUGGGUGUUGGUCACCUCAUUUAGUGCUUUAUUAACAAUAUUGGGAUUCGCUUUCAUAAGUUCAGGAGCUGUUAGAUAUAAAUCUGUUUAAUCAGCAAUUAUAACAGUUUUAUUAGGAGCAGUUAUUACGAUAUUAUUUUUCUGGCUUGUAAUAAAAAUAUUUUAUAUUUGAUUAGUUGGGUUAUGGAUUUGCUUUCGGAGAUGAUAAAGGAAAUAAAUUCAUCGGUAUUAAUAGAUUUGCAGGAACUGGUUAUUUAGCAAAUGCAACAAGAGAUGACUAUACAAAUUUAAGUAAUCUAAUAUAUUAAUAAAAAAUAGUUUUCUAAAGCAUUGGAGCAAUCAUAGUUUCAUCUCUAUUUGGAUUAGGAACAUUAGAAAGAUCUAGAUUUUUUUCAGUCAGUGUUUGUUUAGCUGUUAUAUCAGGGUUUUUAUAUCCAACUUUAUUACAUUGGAUUUAACCGAAUGGAUGGUUAAAUAAAUUUGGAUUUAUUGAUUUUGCUGGAUCAAGUUAUAUUCACUUAUUUGGAGGAGUGACUGCAUUGGUUGUUUCAAUUUUCUUAAAAGAAAGAAGAGAUUAAUCAGGAAAUGUUCAUCCAGGUAUAUUUCCUCAUCAUUCUCCAAUCAACAUUGGUUAUGGUUCUAUUAUCUUAACUAUAGCCACACUUAUUUUCAUUAAUGGUUCAAAUAAAUAAGGAAAAAGCAAUAAAUAUGAAUAAGGAUUGAUAGCUGUUAAUACUUUAGUGGCAACGACAUUUUCAGCUUUAACAAGUUUUAUUGUUUAAUAUUUAAAAACACAUAAAACUAGUUUAAUUGCACUUGCAAGAGGAAGUGUAGCUGGAAUUGUUGCUAUUUCUGCUAUUGCUAAUGAUGUGAGAAUUUGGGAAUCAGCUCUUACUGGAAUCUUAGCAGGAUUAAUCUAUAUUAUAUUAAUUCUUAUCAUUAAAAGAUCUCAUGUUGAUGAUCCUGCUUAUACUAUAGCAACACAUCUAGUAAUUUUUACAUAUAUAUAACAUCUAGGGACCAGGAUUAUUGGGUACUCUUCUAGUUGGAGUAUUAACUAUUAGCAAAGGAUUUGUAACUGGAAAUGGAUUUAAAUAAUUUGGAUUAUAACUUGUAGGAGCGUUAGCUGUGAUUGGCUGGGGAUUGUUAAUUGCUUUGUUUGUUAUUCCAUUGAAAGGAACUGGAGUCUUUAAAAUCAAUCCCUUAUAAGAAUCCUAAGGAAUUGAUACCAGUUAUGGUAUUUAAUUAUUUAUUAUUUCAUUUUAGCUGGAGGAGAAGCUAUUCAAUUUAUUGAUGAAUAACCAGAACCAGCUCUUUUAAGUAGUACUCCAAAAAAGGGUAUCUUCCAAUGA
This is a messenger RNA of Paramecium sonneborni, 1439 nucleotides long. Lineage: Eukaryota; Ciliophora; Oligohymenophorea; Peniculida; Parameciidae. The record is from the annotation of a GenBank genome assembly.